AUGCGCGCCGCAAUUUCUCAUACCAUCACAGUGCUGAGUCUGUCGGCUAUCCUUCCACUGGCUCUAGCCGACGAGCCCAGACCUGCCAUGGUUCCCGGCGUCCCUGGAUGCGCGGCUAACGGCCACGGCGAUGCCAAGCACAUCUGGGAAAGUGACGCCGGUGACUGCAAUAACGCCGUCUAUGCAAUGUAUGCAGCUGGCGCCCAGACAUAUAAAGCGCCGAGCAACGGCUGCAACAGCAUCACCAAGCAGGGCAACUGCGAGAUCUUUCUGUGCGGCAUGGGCAAUGGCGACUCAACCAUAUCUGCUGGCGCCAUCUCCCUCGCUGCUCUAGAUAUCCACGCUUACUGCAGGCUAAACGGCCGAGUCGGCGGUCGCACCGUUGUCUACACCCAGGAGGGUGAUGGCAAGAAAGGCAGCACCAUGGUCCAGCUCGGUGAGAUCCACAAGGACGAGCUGAAGCGGCGCGACGAAGAUGAACCGGAGAGCGACUUUGCUAUCCAACUCGAGACGCGUGAGGAGGAACCUUCGCCCGUCGAGUUCCUUGGCGCUCGAGACCUCGACGUCGAGCCUGAGCUCCGCCACCGCCGCCGCCAGCUUGGUAAGAGGGCAAACCCGGACCCAGAAGACCCCAACGAGGUCAUCGACAACGCCAGCGCCGUCAACGAGGGCGAGCAGCACGACAUCUCCAUCUUCAACCAGCUGAUGCUCCAGAACGAGUUCAUCACCGACAUCCGCCAGACCAUGGCCAACCCAAACCCCAACUGGCGCAACACGGCCAUGGCGAGCCGCCGCUUCCACGACCAGCACCGCGACCGCCAGGUUGAGGUCACCAUCGCCUUCCUCGGCGAGAACAUGCACGACGUCAACGAAUUCCGGCACAUCGCCCGCGACAACCGCCUGCAGACGCUCAUCAGCACCAUCAUUGGCCAGUGGCACCAGGGCGGCUUCCGCACCCUCUUCUCCAACCACAUCUACCGCCGGUACACCAACAGCAAUGCGCGCGUGAACAUAGGCCAGAUCGCCAUCACCGUUGAGGACAUCAUUGAGGGGCCCGCUCCACCAGUCGCGAUUCUGCCUGGUGGCUCUCGCUUCUAA
This is a messenger RNA of Thyridium curvatum, 1098 nucleotides long. RefSeq lists its product as uncharacterized. The coding region runs from base 1 to 1098 and encodes 365 amino acids. The record is from RefSeq and is a predicted model, not a curated record. The transcript is spliced from 2 exons. Lineage: Eukaryota; Fungi; Ascomycota; Sordariomycetes; Thyridiales; Thyridiaceae.